Equus caballus (horse) is the source of this 1832-nucleotide messenger RNA. Its product is annotated as heat shock transcription factor, X-linked member 3. Gene Ontology annotation, molecular function: DNA-binding transcription factor activity; sequence-specific DNA binding. Lineage: Eukaryota; Metazoa; Chordata; Mammalia; Perissodactyla; Equidae. Gene Ontology annotation, biological process: regulation of DNA-templated transcription. The record is from RefSeq and is a predicted model, not a curated record.
CUGAGGUUGAGGAUCAUCAGAAGCACUCCCACUGUGCUCCAGCACAGCACUACUCUGGGGACAACUUGACCCAGGGGCAAGACUCCUUGUUUGUGUCCAUCUGAGCAGGACCAACCAACCAGCAGGAGCAGCAGGAAGAGACCAAAGCAAGAAGUGGGGUCGAGAGGAAGAAAGAGGGGGCUAUCAACCCAGACUAGGCAAAUAAGCCUGCUAGGGACCACCGUCUACUGGGAAGCACAGUCCCCCAAGGGUCCAUCUGACCCGCCUGGUCUUGGUGGGAGCCAAGCUAGGACUAACCAGGGCCAGGCCCUUGAGCACACCAGAGAGGUCAGCAACAGGUCCCCCAACCCGUCUUUAGGGGUGGGAGUGGAGAUAGGAUCAUGCUUUCUCAACCCAUCCAGGGCCCAGCCCCAUGAAACAAUGUGCCUGGUGACUGACCGGAGUCUUUUCUGGGAACUUGAACCAGAAGUUUCUCUCCUUUUAGAAAAGAGAGAAGCUGGGACACUGCAUCCCUCCCCUCCCCCACACUUGGCCAGGGCUCCUGCUCCAGACCAGCUGUGAGCCACCCUUGUGACAUCAUGUGACAACUAAAGAGAACGAUGACUUAAGCACCCGGUUGCCCCACUAUAGAGACUCUAGAAUUUUGUGGACAGUAUUUACUGGGCAUCCCCACCCUGACCAAAGGCAUUUCUGAUCUGAGAGUUCAGUGAUUUGGUCUCGGACAGAAAAUGCUCGUGACCUAGACUAGCUCCAUGGCUAGUCAGAGUACCGACCAGAUAGAUGAAGUCAAGCAGGCCCCAUCAGGUGACGGAGAGCCAGCAACAGAGGUCCCAUCUAAUUCAUCCCUGGAUCCAAAUCUGGAUUCAAGGGAGAUUUUGGAGACCCACAGUGACCAAGCCAUAAGCCAAGAUCCAGGCCCCCAAGACAACCCGCGACCACAGGAUCCAAACCAAGGCACCGUCCACGUGGAAGAAAACCACCACCUUCUCGGGCUCUCCUUCCCAAGAAAGCUUUGGAUGGUAGCUGAGGACGACGCCUUCACAUCUGUGCGCUGGAAUGACGAGGGAGACACCGUGAUCAUUGAAGAGGAUCUUUUCCAGAGGGAGAUUCUUCAUCAGAGAGGCCCAGGGAGAAUUUUUGAAACAGACAGCUUGAAGAAUUUUAUCCGCCAACUGAACCUCUACGGCUUCAGCAAAAUUCGUCCAAACGACCCUUCGCUUCACUCUUCAUUCUCAGGGAACAAGAGAAUCAUGAUGUACCGUAACUCCAAAUUUCAGAAAGACAAGCCUCUGCUCAUCGAGAACAUUCGGAGAAGAGGCGACCUGAGAAUUAUCGCUCAGCCUGGGACCAGCGCAACAACUCCAAAGAGAAAGAAGCAGGUAGCAGCUACGAGGCGCUCCCCACGAAUCCGUCACAAUGAACCCACCAAAGCAGCUGACGAAAUGGCCCAGAAGGAAGCCCCUAAAGCUCAUGGAACCAGUGGCAAUUGGUGGUUCUUGUGUUCUGAUAUCUGUUCUGUGAGAUGUGCCCUGGAAAAUGGUCGCCGAAGUGAGCCAGGCAGCCCAAGUGGGGAGGGCACGUCCAGGAAUAGUAUGUUUGUGCCCCUGGCUACUGCUGGAAGGGAGGGUGCAGGGGAACCACCCACCAGCCCCCCACAUUACCCAGAUCAUGAUUCGGUGAUGUCCUUAUACAACACCUGUUAUUCCAUCCUGCUGGCUGCCCUUUCAGUGAUGUCCUCAAAUGAGGCCCCUGACGAGGACGAGGAGCACAAGGGCUCCUCAGAUUACAAAUGUGUACUUUGUGAGCACUGCAAGGACAAUCCAGGUCCCUAA